Molecule: messenger RNA, 764 nt
Organism: Trifolium pratense (red clover)
Lineage: Eukaryota; Viridiplantae; Streptophyta; Magnoliopsida; Fabales; Fabaceae
Exons: 3
Coding region: 151-540 (129 amino acids)
Cellular component (GO): mitochondrial large ribosomal subunit
Source: RefSeq, a predicted model, not a curated record
UCUAAACUUUACAAAAUUUCCUUGUUACUUUUCCCUUCCACAGUGAUUGUGAUAAAAAAACUCCUUCUUGCUUUCAUCUCCGCCCGCCGCCGCUCCAUCUCGACGCGUCAACCUCAACGUCGGUGGGUUGAUCAACGGAGAGAAAGAAAGAUGCUGAAGUUCCUAUCAAAAGUGAAGAUCGAGUUCAAUGCACUAGAUCCACGAACCGCAUCGUGUAUGGAGUUUUUAGCCCAAUGCAACUCACGAAAAGCGAAAGAAUCAAACCCUGGCUGCGAAGUUGAGGUCAAACGUAAAAACAACGUGGAGCAUCCGCCGCAGAUCACGGUGACGUUCGUUAACGGAGUGGAAGAAGCUUUCGAUGCAACAUCGACGCCAGCGCACCAUAUAACUAAGAUGAUUCUGGAGAAAGGUCAGUACCUUGAGACUGAACAGAUGUUCCGUGAAGCAGGAGAACAAUGGCCUGUUAUUAUCCCUCAUGAAGAACUCUCUCAACAUGCACCUGGAACCAAACCAAGGAAAGCAGAGGAGAAGAAGCAAUAACUAAAAAGUGUUGAGCUUAUUAACUGCUGGGAAUUGUCCUGUUUCCUUUUGGUGGAGAAUGUAGCAUUUGAUCACUUCUGUUGUGCGUCUUACUAUAUUUUAGGACUAAAUUAUUGAGUUCAUAACUACAUAUGAUUUGAAUAAUAACCAAUAUCUCUGAAUUGCUGAAUUUUGAAAUUGUAGACUUCCCAUGCUUAAAUUUAUUUAGUCAAGUUGAUGCACAA